AGUUGCUGCGCUGGCAUCUGGCGAGGACGCAUCCCGAUCUCCGAGCUGUCACGUGAUCAACCAAAGAGCUGUUCUUCGCGAAUGUGUAUUUAGAAAGAAGUCUUGCGCUUAUGACGGCUCUGCAGUCUUCUGAACAUGGAUGAUAUUAAAAAAGUUUAUGUAUUUAGUAACGUAGCGCCUUUCAGCGAGCUGGAAAGGUUUUUCUGAAACAUGCACACGCAACAGUGGUUUGCAGCAGCUUUAAUAGUGGAAGCAGAUGUUUGGAUGUGGUUGCAGUGCUGUCUUGUCAUUGCUGUCCUGGUACGCCUUCAUCUGGAAGUAUGCAGUCCUGGCUGUUUAUGGAGCAUAACUUUGGUCAAGUAAUAUCCUGUGUCUCCUGUUAUUUCAUGGCAUCCAGGAUGACUGUGAAUCUUCAAUGGAUGUGAGAAAAUCCAAAUGCUUCGGGAGGAAUAUGAAACUUCUACAGAAUUUCAAGGGAAGAUAACACUGAAACCUGUCACAACAUGAGAAGGGUCUAUAUAAAGGGAGAUAUGCUUUGCUCCCUGAUUCUGCUGGUGCUUCUCUUUCUGCUGUUAUAUGCACAUCAAAGAAUAACGCCCGUAUGGGGGACUUUGCACAUUGAACAGGGGUCCACCAGCUCGAGAACACUCCUCAGUGGAGCAUCAAUAGGACACCAUACAAAGCCGGUCCCUUCAAAACCUCCAGACAUACCUCUUUGCAAACCAGAGGUUCAGAUCAAGCCUAAAGCACAAGGACAAUCAAAGGUUAAAUCUUCGAAAGCACGGAGCAAAGCAAAGUCUAAAUUUCGCCAGCCCUCAACGACAGCAAGUUUGCUACCAACACGUGCUUCAUUUGACUUUGACGAUUACAUUCGAAAGAAAGACCAACGGGACUUCAAGCUGCUAAUCGAUCAGCCAACAAAGUGUUCUGGACCCGAAGGAGCUCCCUAUAUGCUGAUUGCCAUAAAAUCAGUAGCAAUGGAUUUCGACAAACGUCAGGUUGUCAGACGCACAUGGGGACGAGAAAGCGCGUCCCAGAAAAACAUAAACAUCAAGAGAGUUUUUCUUCUCGGGGUGCCCCAAAAUCAAACAGCGCUUCCGUUAUGGGACAAACUUUUGGGAUAUGAGAGUCAAACUUAUAGUGACAUACUCCUGUGGGACUUUGAAGACACCUUCUUCAACUUGACACUAAAAGAAAUCCACUUUCUACAGUGGAUCAAUAUCAGCUGUCCCAAAGUGAAGUUUAUUUUUAAGGGUGACGCAGAUGUGUAUGUGAACAUCGACAAUAUCCUGGAGAUGCUUGAGGGUCAGGAAAUUGACAAGAAUCUUUUUGUUGGAGACAUCAUUGUCCAUGCGAAACCAAUUCGCAGACGCAACAGCAAGUACUAUGUCCCAGAGUUCAUCUACGGCCAGGGGAUCUACCCAUCCUAUGCGGGUGGAGGCGGAUUUGUCAUGUCAGGACAUACCGCAUUGAAGCUUCACCUCGCCUGCCAAGAGGUGGAACUCUUCCCCAUUGAUGAUGUCUUUCUAGGCAUGUGUCUGCUAAGGAUCGGCCUUCAGCCGACUCGCCAUGAGGGCUUCCGCACCUUUGGAAUCGUGAGACCGUCCGCUGCACCACACCUACAGGUGUUCGACCCCUGCUUCUACAGGGAGCUGAUGGUGGUGCACAGCUUGACAGUCCCACAGAUUUGGCUCAUGUGGAACCUUCUGCACGACCCUGAGCUUCAGUGUCACAGCAGUCAGGAUCCCACGGGUUUUCCCUUUCAGUGGAGCAACAAGAUUGGGAAAAUGGCUAAGAACAAGGCAAAAGGAAAGCUUAGGAACAACGACUAUGGGAUGAAAGUGUUCGUGGAACAUUAACUCCUAGAAAAUUAAUGUACUUUAAAAAUAAAACCACGAAUGUGAGAAAAUUCCUUCUUUCAUUUUGAUUUGGUUAAAUCAUGGCCACAAUUUAAAGAGACAGUUCCCCCAAAAAUGAAAAUGAUAUUUUUGAUGAUAUCUGAGAGUUUUCUGACCUUGCAUAGACAGCAGUGCAACUACCAUGUUCAUGGAACAGAAAGGUAGUAAGGACAUUAUUAAAAUAGUCCAUGUGACAUCAGUGGUUCAACCUUAAUUUUAUAAAGCUACAAAAAAAUUUUGUGCGCAAAGAAAACCAAAAUAACGACUUUACUGAACAGUUUCUUGUGCCAUGGUACUCUCGUGAAUGCUUGUUGAAGAUUGACAGAGAAGAGAGGAAACUGUUAAAUAAUGUCGUUAUUUUUGUUUUCUUUGCACACAAAAAGUUCUCGUAGCUUCAUAAAAUUAUGGUUGAACCACUGCUGUCAUGUGGACUAUUUUAUCGACAUCCUUCUUUUCUGGGCCAUAAAAUGCUUCAGUUGUGUUGCUGUCCAUGCAGAAUCAGAAAGCUCUCAGAUCUUUUUAAAAAAAUCUUAAUUUAUGUUCCGAAGACGAAUAAGGAUCUUACAGGUUUAGAACAACAUGAGGGUGAGUAAUUAAUAUCAGAAUUUUAAUUUUUGGGUGAACUGUCCCUCAAAAUCUUGGAAGUGAAUUCUUAAAUUGUGGCCUUUUUUUAUUCAUCUUUUCCUUCAUUUUUGUUACAUCACAACCACAACUGAACAAUUACAAUGAAGGAACAAAUUAGUACAACUUAUUGUUAGUACAACUUAACUAUUGUUAGUACAACUUAACAAUUCAUGGCCACAAUAUUUCAUUUUUACAUCAUUUUUCCCCCUGCAUAUCAUAUGUGGACUUCCUUAUAUGAUGCUCUUUUCCAUACAAAAAAUUUUUUUAUAUAUAUGUAUCUAAUGAUCCUCAGUCACAAAAAAGUACAAAAAAAGUAGUUUGUGCUACUUGUACACUAUAAUCCGAAUUCUCUGAUACAAUAGCUUUGUGUGAGAUAUUCAAGUCAUUAUUCACUGAAAUUCUCUUUCAAGCCAGAACUUGGCAUCAAAACUGGAGUAAUCAGCAUUGAAACAUGCAAUAUCUGAAUGUAUCUGAACAUUUCAGGCUUAAAAAACAGUAUCAGUAAAUGAGUAAAUGAGUAAAUGAUGGCAAAAUUGUAGGGAUGCACGAUACUGGAUUUUUGCCGAUAUCCGAUAUUUUUUAACUCAUUUUGUCCGAUAGCCUAUGGCGAUACUGAUAUAUUUGAUUUGUUUGGAAACAACACUCUCCUGUGUGGAAAUUAUAAGCAAAUUAUUUUAAUUUUAUACUACAUAGCCAUUGAAUGCUUGAAUGUGAUUGGCUGACCAACGUUCUAAGGUCAGUAAUUAUUUUCAGAGAAACGCGCGGCAAACGUAGUUCCAGGCAGCUCUUGACUGCAUUACAUGUCCAUAUCAUUUCGCUACACGAUUUCAUUUAUUUAAAAGGUCCUAACAGCCUAAAACAACAAAAUAACCAAAGCCCACAAUGACACUGGCCAAACAAAUAAAUACAGUAAACAAUAGGAUAAAAACGACAAAUUAUUUCCAUGUUUUUGCCACAAAAUUACAUUUUAUUAUGUACGGAAAGUACAUAAUCUAUCUCUCCUACUCUCUCUCCCUUACAGAUGCACACACAUACAGUUUGCACAAAUUAACAUACAAACUUAUCUGAUUGAUGUCGAGGUGUGGUAACCGUAGUAUAAGCAGAAUAUUUGAUUUUAGUUCUUUGAAUUCUCACCUUAAAAUAAUUUGUAACCUGGCUGCCUUAAAAUUUU
Labeo rohita (rohu) is the source of this 3693-nucleotide messenger RNA. RefSeq names its product UDP-GlcNAc:betaGal beta-1,3-N-acetylglucosaminyltransferase 9 (gene b3gnt9). Lineage: Eukaryota; Metazoa; Chordata; Actinopteri; Cypriniformes; Cyprinidae. Gene Ontology annotation, molecular function: hexosyltransferase activity. The record is from RefSeq and is a predicted model, not a curated record. The coding region runs from base 504 to 1859 and encodes 451 amino acids. Gene Ontology annotation, cellular component: membrane. The transcript is spliced from 3 exons.